Molecule: messenger RNA, 3825 nt
Organism: Cinclus cinclus
Lineage: Eukaryota; Metazoa; Chordata; Aves; Passeriformes; Cinclidae
Gene: GRID2
Product: glutamate ionotropic receptor delta type subunit 2
Exons: 16
Coding region: 1-3024 (1007 amino acids)
Biological process (GO): monoatomic ion transport; modulation of chemical synaptic transmission; synaptic transmission, glutamatergic
Cellular component (GO): postsynaptic membrane; plasma membrane
Molecular function (GO): transmitter-gated monoatomic ion channel activity involved in regulation of postsynaptic membrane potential; glutamate-gated receptor activity
Source: RefSeq, a predicted model, not a curated record
AUGGAAGUUUUCUCCCUCAUCCUGGUCGUGUCCGUCUGUUGGACUCGAACCUGGAAAGCGGCGAUUGCAGAUUCAAUCAUUCAUAUCGGGGCGAUUUUUGAUGAAUCUGCCAAAAAAGAUGAGGAAGUUUUUCGAAUGGCAGUAGCUGAUCUCAACCAGAAUGAUGAAAUCUUGCAAACAGAGAAAAUCACAUGUUCGGUGACAUUUGUGGAUGGCAACAAUCCUUUCCAAGCAGUUCAAGAAGCCUGUGACCUGAUGAACCAAGGCAUCCUGGCCCUUGUCAGCUCCAUCGGCUGCACGUCAGCAGGAUCUCUGCAGUCUCUGGCUGACGCCAUGCACAUCCCUCACCUCUUCAUCCAGCGCUCCACGGCAGGAACGCCGAGGAGCGGCUGCGGGCUCACCAGGAGCAACCGCAACGAUGACUACACACUCUCCGUGCGGCCCCCGGUCUACUUAAAUGAUGUCAUCUUGAGAGUGGUCACAGAAUAUGCCUGGCAGAAAUUCAUUAUUUUUUACGAUAAUGACUAUGAUAUCCGUGGAAUACAAGAAUUUUUAGACAAAGUAUCUCAACAGGGAAUGGAUGUAGCAUUACAGAAGGUAGAAAACAAUAUCAAUAAAAUGAUCACAGGGCUCUUUGCCACUAUGAGAAUAGAAGAACUGAACCGCUAUCGGGAUACCCUGAGACGGGCCAUUCUCAUAAUGAACCCUUCCACAGCCAAAUCAUUCCUGACAGAGGUCGUGGAGACUAAUUUGGUUGCUUUUGACUGUCACUGGAUCAUUAUAAAUGAGGAAAUAAAUGACGUGGAUGUGCAGGAGCUGGUGAGAAGGUCAAUUGGAAGGUUAACAAUUAUUCGACAGGCAUUUCCAGUCCCCCAAAACAUAAGCCAGCGCUGUUUCCGUGGCAACCACAGAAUAUCUUCAUCACUGUGUGAUCCCAAGGACCCUUUCUCCCAAAGCAUGGAGAUUUCAAACCUGUAUAUAUAUGACACUGUCCUCCUGCUGGCAAAUGCCUUUCAUAAGAAGUUGGAGGACAGGAAGUGGCACAGCAUGGCCAGCCUCACCUGCAUCAGGAAGAACUCUAAACCCUGGCAAGGAGGGCGAUCAAUGCUGGAAACCAUCAAGAAGGGUGGAGUGAAUGGCUUGACUGGAGAACUGGAAUUUGCAGAAAAUGGGGGUAAUCCUAAUGUGCAUUUUGAAAUUUUGGGCACAAACUAUGGAGAAGAUCUUGGCAGAGGCAUCCGCAAGCUUGGCUGCUGGAAUCCCAUAACUGGUCUGAAUGGGUCCCUGACAGACAGAAAGCUGGAGAACAACAUGCGAGGAGUGGUUCUGCGUGUAGUGACUGUGCUGGAAGAGCCCUUUGUCAUGGUGUCUGAAAAUGUUCUGGGAAAACCAAAGAAAUAUCAGGGCUUCUCAAUAGAUGUGUUGGAAGCCUUGGCCAAUUACCUCGGCUUUAAAUACGAAAUUUAUGUAGCACCAGAUCACAAGUAUGGAAGUCCUCAGGAUGAUGGGUCAUGGAAUGGCCUGAUAGGAGAACUGGUGUUUAAGAGAGCUGACAUUGGGAUCUCUGCCCUGACCAUCACCCCGGACAGGGAGAACGUGGUGGACUUCACCACACGGUACAUGGACUACUCGGUGGGAGUGCUGCUGCGGAAGGCAGAGAAGACAAUGGAUAUGUUUGCCUGCCUGGCCCCGUUUGACCUCUCCCUGUGGGCCUGCAUUGCUGGCACGGUGCUCUUAGUGGGGCUCCUGGUCUACCUCCUGAACUGGCUCAACCCCCCACGCCUUCAGAUGGGAUCCAUGACAUCCACAACUCUCUACAACUCCAUGUGGUUUGUCUACGGAUCCUUUGUGCAGCAAGGAGGAGAGGUUCCAUACACAACCCUGGCAACCCGACUGAUGAUGGGAGCCUGGUGGCUUUUUGCUUUGAUUGUCAUCUCCUCCUACACGGCCAACCUAGCAGCUUUCCUCACCAUCACACGAAUUGAGAACUCCAUCCAGUCUCUCCAGGAUCUCUCAAGGCAGACAGAUAUUCCUUAUGGCACUGUCCUGGACUCAGCAGUGUACGAGCACGUGCGAGUGAAAGGGAUGAACCCCUUCGAGAGAGACAGCAUGUAUUCCCAGAUGUGGCGCAUGAUCAACAGGAGCAAUGGCUCAGAGAACAACGUCCUGGAGUCCACUGCAGGCAUUCAGAAGGUGAAACACGGGAACUAUGCCUUUGUGUGGGACGCAGCGGUGCUGGAGUAUGUGGCCAUCAACGAUGCGGAGUGCUCCUUCUACACGGUCGGGAACACUGUCGCGGACAGAGGGUACGGGAUCGCCCUGCAGCACGGCAGCCCCUACCGAGACGUCUUCUCACAAAGGAUUUUGGAGCUGCAGCAGAAUGGCGACAUGGACGUACUGAAGCAUAAGUGGUGGCCGAAGAACGGUCAGUGUGAUCUUUACUCAUCUGUGGAUACCAAACAGAAAGGAGGUGCCCUGGACAUAAAAAGUUUUGCAGGUGUUUUCUGCAUCCUCGCUGCAGGGAUUGUCCUGUCCUGUUUCAUUGCAAUGUUGGAAACGUGGUGGAAUAAAAGGAAAGGCUCCCGGGUUCCGUCAAAAGAGGACGACAAGGAGAUCGACCUGGAGCACCUCCACAGGCGCGUGAACAGCCUCUGCACAGACGACGACAGUCCCCAUAAACAGUUCUCCACCUCAUCGAUUGACUUGACCCCGCUGGACAUUGACACUUUACCCACACGUCAGGCACUGGAGCAAAUCAGUGACUUCAGGAACACUCACAUCACCACAACCACCUUCAUACCAGAGCAGAUCCAGACUCUGAGCCGCACGCUGUCCGCUAAAGCCGCCUCGGGAUUCUCCUUCGGCAGCGUGCCCGAGCACCGAACUGGCCCUUUCAGGCACAGGGCACCCAACGGGGGCUUUUUCAGAAGCCCCAUCAAAACAAUGUCAUCUAUCCCUUACCAACCAACUCCUACCCUGGGCCUGAAUAUCGGUAGCGACCCAGACCGAGGCACCUCCAUCUGAGCAUCAGAACAAGUUUCUUCACUGUUUCUUAUUUAGGACUCCCUUUGCAAGGAGCAGCUGUAAUAUUGUGGGACUAACAUGGAUGUAACCUUUCUUCUUUUCCUCAAUUUUCGGUUUUGAGGGUUGUGGUUUGGGGUUUUUUGUUUUUUUUAAUUUGUUUGGGGGUUAUUUUCUGUUCAAGGGGUUGUUUUGAGCUUUUUUUUUCUUUAUUUUAUUUAAGAAUCAGAAUUAUUAGUAGCAACUCUUCCUCCUCCUCUUCUCUGCUUUCUCAGUCUGGUCUCUUCUGCCUCCCCUUAUUCUCUGUACUACUUGAAUCACUUACUCUUUGGUUUAUCACCAUGUUAGGUUUUGGUUACUUCAGGCUUUUCAUAUACUUUAAAUAUAGGAAACGAGCAGUGAUUCGUGCAUAGGAAAACCCUGAGGAUUACUUUACAGAAGGGCAUUCGCUCCUCCUCCCCCACUGCCUUUUUUUACUAUAAUUGCAAUAACUGAAGUAUUUUUCAUGUAAUCUGCUGCAACCAGUCAGCGCUCCACUGCUGUGUGUCCUUUUAACUGUGGACCAAAGGCAAACCCUGCAGUCUUAAAAAUUGAAAAUUAAAAAAAAAGACAAAAAAGACCAAAAAAACAGAAAAAAAUAGAAAGGAAAAUAAAAGAAGUUCAAAGUUCAUUCAGGCCCCAUAAUAUAAGAAUGCAAUUUUGUAGAAUGACAAAAAGCCAUUACUAUGCCAGUAAAGACUACAGUUAAAUCUACUUUUGCACUGCAACAGUGCAUAUGACCUUUAUGUGGUUGUACAGUGUUAA